AUGAUACUAAGCACUACAAUCCUUUAUUUUUAGUUGACAACUAUCUGUUUGCAUAAAUAAUAUUUAUUAAAAGAAAUUGCACAGAAACAUAAUACACAUCAGAGUGCGCUCUCGCUUUUCUUAAAUAUUUGCAGCACCUUGUCGCGUACUUAAAUUUUUUUAUGGUUCGUACGUUUUCUGUUUUGUUUCAUCAGGACUAUUGUGUAUCACCUGGUGUGCUCUACUUAAUAUUUAUCGCUUUUUUUUGCAAACAAAACUUGUAUCAUCAAAUAGUUAGAAAGUUUGUAUUUAUCGCAUUGAUUUCUCGUUAAAAAAUAAUGUUAAAAUAACCAAUUCUGUUAUAUUACGCUGUUGUAUACGAUAUAUUACCGAAGUACGUGUUUGAUAAAAGUGCUUAAAAUAUGUUAUUGAUUUUUCAAUAGUUUGUGUAAACUUUACUGUGUCUUUAAAAUGCACAAUGUUAGCGCAGAAAAAAUAUACAAACAUCAUCACCGCAUGUAAGACGAACUUAUAGCGUUAAUUAAGUAAUUGAGAAAUCAAAGCAUGAGUAAUCAAAAUGGGAAAGCAAAACAGUAAAUUGAAGCCAGAAGUCUUAGAGGACCUCAAACAAAACACAGAAUUCACAGAUGCAGAAAUUCAAGAAUGGUAUAAAGGAUUUUUAAAGGAUUGCCCCAGUGGGCAUCUCUCCGUUGAGGAGUUCAAAAAAAUAUAUGGGAAUUUUUUUCCGUACGGUGACGCAAGUAAGUUUGCUGAGCACGUAUUUCGUACAUUCGAUGCCAACGGAGAUGGCACAAUCGACUUUAGAGAGUUUCUAUGCGCGCUGAGCGUAACAUCACGCGGUAAAUUAGAACAGAAAUUAAAAUGGGCGUUCUCGAUGUAUGAUCUAGAUGGAAAUGGUUACAUUUCCCGACAAGAAAUGUUGGAAAUCGUCACGGCAAUUUAUAAAAUGGUUGGUUCAGUUAUGAAAAUGCCGGAAGACGAGAGUACGCCAGAGAAACGAACGGAUAAAAUAUUUAGACAGAUGGAUCGAAAUAAAGACGGUAAAUUAAGCCUCGAAGAGUUCAUUGAAGGGGCGAAGAGCGAUCCGUCAAUCGUUCGCUUAUUACAAUGUGAUCCUCAAACACAUUAACUUUUAUAUAUAUAAAAAGUUAUAACAAGCAAUAAACAAUUAAUCUCAAAUACAUGAAAAAUAAUAAAGUUAAACUUGAAGUGAA
Messenger RNA from Bactrocera oleae (olive fruit fly), 1214 nucleotides. RefSeq names its product neurocalcin homolog (gene Nca). The record is from RefSeq and is a predicted model, not a curated record. NCBI's taxonomy places the organism in Eukaryota, Metazoa, Arthropoda, Insecta, Diptera, Tephritidae. Gene Ontology annotation, molecular function: calcium ion binding.